Messenger RNA from Corythoichthys intestinalis (scribbled pipefish), 3764 nucleotides. Its product is annotated as clusterin-associated protein 1 homolog. Lineage: Eukaryota; Metazoa; Chordata; Actinopteri; Syngnathiformes; Syngnathidae. The record is from RefSeq and is a predicted model, not a curated record. Bases 229 to 1434 code for a protein of 401 amino acids. Gene Ontology annotation, biological process: cilium assembly. The transcript has 12 exons. Gene Ontology annotation, cellular component: intraciliary transport particle B; cilium; centrosome.
UCUCAAAUCAAGUUUAUUAUGCAUAUAGCGGUAGCGCUUUCGCAGCAGUUGUGGCCGAAAACGCUGUAUUUACACAUUCAAAUAUAGCGUGAACAGCUGCUGAUAAACUGCCUGCGUGGAUUAAUUGCUAUUUAUUUAUUUAUUUAUUUAUUUAUUUAUUUAUUUAUUUAUUUAUUUAUUUAUUUAUUUAUUUAAAGCAUUGGUAAGCCUUGCCAGUCAAUACGAAGGAUGUCUUUCAGAGACUUACAAAAUUUCACAGAAAUGAUGAGAGCAUUGGGCUUUCCUCGGUUGAUAUCUGUGGAAAACUUCAGAACGCCCAACUUUACACUAGUGGCAGAAAUCCUCAUAUGGCUUGUCAAAUGUUAUGAACCGCAGAUGGAGAUUCCAAUUGACAUGAAUACAGAAUCAGACAGAAUAUUCCUCAUCAAGACAGUGGCUCAGUUCAUGGCAACUAAAGCUCAAAUCAAAAUGAACACCAAGCGUCUUUACCAGGCUGACGGUUAUGCAGUUAAAGAGAUGUUAAAGAUCACUUCGGUGCUGUACAAUGCAAUGAAGACAAAGCAGAUGGCCCUGGGGGAAAGAAUGGAGGAGGACAACACAAAGUUCAAGUUUGAGCUGGGCACUAGAAUUUCAGAUUUGAAAGCAGCUCGGCAGCUGGCAUCAGAGGCCACGUCAAAAGGAGCGUCUUUGUAUGAUUUGUUAGGAAAGGAGGUGGACCUAAGGAAAUUGAGAACUGCUGCCAUUGCAAGACCUCUGGAAAUAAGUGAGACAGAAAAGGCCUUGAGACAUACCAUCAAGGAGGUCUUGGAAAAUGUGGAGAAAACCAAAGUCAUGAUGAAGAAUGUUGUAUCUGACGUUGCUAAUCUGGAUGGCAAGAAAGUAAAGAAACAAUGGCAGUUGGACAUGAAUCAGAAGAGACUCCAAACACUGCAAAGUGUCAGGCCAUUGUUUAUGGAUGAAUAUGAGAAGAUUGAGGAGAAGCUGGAGGAGCAAUAUAAGUUGCAAGUGGAAAACUUUGCAAACUUCUACUUCCUUGAGUGGCAGCAAGAAAAACAAAUCAGACAGGAGAAGAUGUUUGAGGAGGAAAACAAUCGAAAGAGUGUGAUGCAGCAACUUAAUGAGAAUAAUGGAGAUUCCAUGAGUUCAAUUAAUGACAGCGACACACUUGAAGAUAAAGGCCUUGAUGGAGAUGUUAGUGAUUGUCACAGUUUGAACCCAGGGCUCCCUCUAAACGACAUUGUGGCAGGAACAGCCAUUGUAAACAUGAUGGGUGGUGAAAGUGAUGAGUCAGAUGACAGUGAGAGAGAUGAAGACGAUGAAGAUGAGGGCCUGGAAGCAGAUGCCUUUUUUGGAGUCCCAGAUGCAAGGAAGUCCUGCUGUUCCAAAAGAGGCAUGAAAAGCCAUCUGUUGGAUAAGAGUGAUGAUGACUUUUGAAUUGACACCAUAAUUAUUGAUACUCUUAAAAGGGACAGGAGUCCCUGUUAUACCAACAAUAACAAAAAACUAAUGAUUUCUAAUUCAUUGCAGGUAAACAUUAUUACUUGAAUUGGACGUAUAGAUAAAAAAAAAAAAAAAAGAUUGUAAAGUGGUACCUCUACUAACAAACGUCUCUAUGUACACAACUUUCAGUUGAAGACAUGCCUCAAAGGGAAAAUAUGGCUAUAAUUUCUGUAUACGAAAGGCAAAAAUAUAGUAUGGCUGGUACUCAAAGCUCCCAGAUUUAACUGUGCGUAACAUACUUAUAGCUGCUCUGCCAUUGGCUGUUGCCUACCAUUCCUGGCAUCCUUCGUGUUCCGAUAGCUUUACAUGAGUGUAUUGACUUUUAUUCUUGUUUUGUUUUGUUUUUUUAAACAUUAUGAUUUUAUUUUUAUUGUGCAACCAUAGGCUUCAUAAUGAUAUUGACAGGGCGUGGGGCCGAUAAGUAGGGGGCUUGCAUUGUUGGUAUGGCCGUCAAAGCUGACCGAGUGGUCACAGACAAAGAGCUUUUUUCGUUGAAAAUUCUUGUGAAUAAAUGCAUACAUCCCUGAAUUCUUUCUGAUAUGGACGUAAAACAGUAUUGAUUCUUGGUUAAAAGCAAAACAAAAACAAAAAAAACAAAAAAAAAACGAUGCUAGUCCGUUAGUCAAUUUGGCGGCCGCCAUAUGUAAACAGCUUUUCCGGUAAAAAUUCUUGUGAAUAAAGCUUAAAACCCUGAAUUCUUCAUAGAUAUGGACGUAAAACAGUCUCAAUUCUUGGUUAAGAGCAAAAUAAAACCCGAUGCAAUUAACAUUUAUUUUACGUAAGAAUGUCGGACAACGAUGCUAGUCUGUCAUUUAAUGUGGCGGCCGCCAUAUUUAAACAGCUUUUCUGGUGAAAAUUUUGGUGAAAAAAGAUUCUUUCUAGAUACGGAUGUAAAACAGUCUCGAUUCUUGGUUAAAAGCAAAAUAAAAUCGUGCAGUUUGCAUUUAUUUUAUGUAAAUAUGUCGAUAACGAUGCUAGUCUGUCAGUCAUUGUGGCUGCCGCCAUUUUUAAACCGCUUUUCUUGUGAAAAUUCUUGUGAAUAAAGCUUAAAUCCCUGAAUUUUGUCUAGAUACAGACGCAAAACAGUCUCGAUUCUUGGUUAAGAGCAAAAAAAAAACGUGCAGUUAGCAUUUAUUUAAAUAUGUCGAAGUACGAUGCUAGUCUGUCAGUCAAUGUGGCGGCAGCCAUAUGGAAACAGCUUUUCCGGUGAAAAUUCUGAAUAAAACUUAAAUCUCUGAAUCCUUUCUAGAUACAGACGUAAAUUUGAUUAUUGGUUGAAAGCAAUAAAAAAAAAAAACACGCAAUUAACAUUUAUUUUACGUAAAAAUGUCGGAGUACAAUGAUAGUCUGUCAGUCAAUGUGGCAGCCGCCAUAUGUAAAAAGCUUUACCGAUGAAAAUUCUUGUGAACAAAGCUUAAAUCCCUGAAUUCUUUCUAGAUACGGAUGUAAUAUGGUCUUGAUUCUUGGUUAAAACCAAAAAUAAACGUGAAUGACCGUAAUUUCCCGAAUAUACGGCGUACACGUGUAUAAUGCGCACCCCAAAUUUACUUGUAAAAUCUAGGGAAAAUGAUUGUACCCAUUUAUAAUGCGCACCCUAAUUUUAGCACCAAUAAAUAGAAGAAUACAAGAAAACAGAGCUGGUGUACAGAUACAGAAAUGUCAUUUUACUGACUGGUGAAACACAGCACAAACAUAGCAUAUUGGUAGUUCAAAACAUUACCAUAAACUGACAAUAUUUACGGUAAUAAUAUGAUUUGACAACUUCUCCAACUUACCAGAAUCUAGGAGAAAACAAAACAGAAUUGACUUUUCUUUUAAAGGCUGCUGUAUAACUCUGAGACAAUCCUUCCUGUUUGUAUGCGGAACAGCUUUCGUACUUUUUCAACCUAAAUACGGCGUUGGAUCGCUGAAUGUGUUAACUAAAUGCGACCGACUGCGAACAACUGAAGCGGAGUGUAGGUAAUAAUCUAAUUGUAACAUGUAACUGUUACAUGUUUUGAUGCUUUUUAUGCAUUAUGAAACAUUUAUGCCUGAACGAAUUAGGGUAUUUAUGUGGAAAACACGUCUUUACUUACACAAUUUUCAUGUUACGAAACUACUUCCAAAACCAAUUAAUUUUGUAAGUCGAGGUACCACGGUAUACAAAGGGUUGGGCCUCUAGGAUGUCUGCUCACCCACUGUGUGAAAAUACAAAACCAAGUGUUAACUUUUAACAUUUUCUCCUAAAUGUACUUAAAAUCUCCGUAGACAAUAAAGGAGCUGUG